Messenger RNA from Abrus precatorius (Indian licorice), 2140 nucleotides. RefSeq names its product NADPH-dependent oxidoreductase 2-alkenal reductase-like. Gene Ontology annotation, molecular function: 2-alkenal reductase [NAD(P)H] activity. Lineage: Eukaryota; Viridiplantae; Streptophyta; Magnoliopsida; Fabales; Fabaceae. The record is from RefSeq and is a predicted model, not a curated record. The transcript is spliced from 5 exons. Bases 77 to 1105 code for a protein of 342 amino acids.
AAGACCCUCAACUCAAUACAUUCAUGAAACAAAUCUGAACACUCUGAACUGAGUGAUACACAACUUAAGAAUUAAGAUGGCUGAAAUGAGGAACAAGCAAGUGGUUCUAAGGGACUAUGUCACUGGUUUUCUUAAGGAAUCAGACAUGAACAUUGUUGAAAGUACCAUUACUUUGAAGCUUCCUCAAGGAUCCAAUGAGGUUCUCCUCAAAAAUCUCUACUUGUCCUGUGACCCUUACAUGCGAAUCCGCAUGACUAAGGAUUACACUGCCGAAUUAGGUACCUACACCCUUGCAACUCCAUUAACAGGACAUGGUGUGUCUAAAGUCCUAGAAUCUGGAAACCCAGACUAUGAGAAAGGUGAUUUAGUAUUGGGAAUUACUAACUGGGAAGAGUAUAGCUUUGUCUCCUCAGCUCAAAUACUUUUCAAAAUUGAGCACACUGAUGUCCCACUUUCCUACUAUACUGGAAUUCUUGGUCCGCCAGGAAUGACUGCUUAUGUCGGUUUCUUUGAAUUAGGCUCUCCCAAGAAAGGUGAGAACGUUUUUGUUUCAGCUGCAUGUGGUGCAGUUGGUCAACUUGUAGGGCAAUUUGCUAAAUUGAGUGGUUGUUAUGUUGUUGGAAGUGCUGGAAGUAAGGAAAAGGUGCAUCUGUUGAAAAACAAAUUAGGAUUUGAUGAAGCUUUUAACUACAAAGAAGAGCCUGACCUCAAUGCAGCUUUGAAAAGGUGCUUUCCAGAAGGCAUUGACAUAUACUUUGAGAAUGUUGGAGGCAAGACCCUUGAUGCUGUGCUCUUGAAUAUGAGAGUCCAUGGCCGCAUACCCGUCUGUGGAAUGGUCUCACAGUAUAAUCUUACUCAACCUGAAGGUGUAACAAAUUUGGCAAAUCUCAUAUUUAAGCGCAUUCGAAUGGAAGGUUUUAUUGUCACAGAUUUCUAUGACCUUUAUCCCAAAUUCUUGGAGUUUCUCUUGCCUCAUAUCAGAGAAGGGAAGGUUGUGUACGUAGAAGACAUGGCUGAGGGUCUUGAAAAUGGCCCUGCAGCCUUGGCUGGCCUCUACAGAGGUCGCAAUGUUGGUAAACAAGUGGUUGUUGUUGCUCGUGAAUAAAAUUCUAUGAAUUGUCAUUCUCAAAUCUGAACUUCUGAUUUUGUGUUGAACCUUCUUUAUAUGGGGUAUGCACUUGGUUGGUUGAAAUUACUGCUUAUUUUAUGAUGCAUAAAAUCUCUAAAAUGUGCAAUUAUGGUUACUUCUAAUUCAUAUAUUGAAGAUGAGAAUGAAAUGUUUAUAUUUAUGAAUUCAUAUAAAUUUAGAUUCUCUUCAAGAAGUAGCAGUGUGUAGGAUUGCAUGUGGAGUAAUUAGUAAAACUUUAGGGUUGAGGUCUAAGUCUUGGGACCCUUAGAAGAUGUACUUUUGUUAAUGUAUGUGGUUUUAGGUUGUGGGCCCCGCGUCAGGAUCCCCUCAUAUUUGAUUAUAUGUUCCUGUAUUUUUAUACAUUCGCUUAAUUAAGUGAAAUUUCGCUUAAGCGAAUGUAUAAAAAUACACGAACAUGACUGUCAUGUUUGAAAUUAAAUAUGAGGGGAUCCAGAUCCGUGAGUCUCGUAUGAUAAUAUCUGUCUCCUCAGCAUUACUUUUUGUAUCCGUUUUUAAUUAUGUUUAAGAGCUAUUUAAUAUUUUUUUAUUUUUAAUAAAUAUUUUUUCAUGUUAAUUUAUAAAAUUAAAACGAUAGUUUAUUAUAGACUUAAUAUGUAUUAUUUUUGUUUAUUUUCAUAAAUACAUAACUCUUUUAAUUUAAAAUUAAAAAACUUAGUUGUUGUCAACUCAUUGAUGGGGAAGGGGAUAGAAAAAUAAAAGAAAAUACCUAUUCAUGACAACCUUUGAAAUUAUUAUUCUCAUGAUUGGUUGACUAAUAGAUUGUGCUUAAUCAAACAAUUUACAUUACUUAUUCUUUUCCACCAUGAAAUGUCUAAAAAAUUCAACAUGGUACGUGAGUAUAAUAUGCUCAUAAAAUUUUGUAACAAACAAAAUAUAAGGCUAGAGUAUUUGGAAGCAUAUAAAACAAACCAUACAAAGUAUAAUACAUCCAUCUUAAGACUGUUUUCCAGAAUUUACAGUGCGAAUUGUAAUAUACAAUGAAUCAUGAUA